UGCAGGGGCAACGCUCAACGCAACUCAAUCGCAGCCCACACUUUGCUCAUUUCCUGAUCAACGUUUCCCACUAAAUCCACAACCACCAUCGACCGCGACCUACACCAUUCAGAUUCAUCCCCCACUAUUUCCGAGUUUGACCAGGGGAAUAUCUCGGGGGCUGUUGUAAGGCACGCCACGCUUGGUCUACGCCCUCGUCUGUAGAGGUCCAUUAUGCUUGGGCCGCUUUCGCCGAUGCCGAGUUCUGUUCUCAAUCUUUCAACCCCUAUCAGCAACCAUCGACAAGAAAUCCCCGACAUCAUGGACAUGGAUCUAGACGACGCUCCUUCGAGGAGAAAUAACACACAGCAAACUACCGCGGGCGACAACGUCGAUAACAGCGAGAGCAGCGAAGCUGGCAACACGACAUCGCCGCCCAUCGGCCGUGAUCCCUCGCCGCCGAAAUCUGCCCGCCCCAUGUCGCGCAUCAUCUCCGGCAACGAGCUCUCCCCUCUGAAGAUUCUCCAGCACCAGCCGCAACAGCAGCCAUUGCAGGUGCCUGAAAGCGCCGAGUCCCCUCUAUCGCCUGCGGCAAAGAGCAUGGCCCCGCCCCCGCUUCCCCAAAGCGCCCGCAAAACACCCAUCAAGCGUUUUCCCGUCAAGAUCAACCCUUCGUUGCCUGGCAGCGAGGAGACGACACGCUCCUCGUCACGAGACUCGCAAGAUCGUCACCGGAUAAGCCUGCAGGACGUGAUACGCGAAAACGGAGGCAUCAAACAAGCAAUCGACAUAUUCGAGGACGACGAUGUUGACAUGACCGGCAUCGAGGGAGACAGUGGUCCUAAGGACACUCUUCUACAAAAUACGUCGGGCAAUAACACGGGCGGCGAACAUGAACACGCGACACACGAAGACUCCGUCUGCGAAGGGAACGAUACCAUGGUUAGCACGUUCAGCACGUUUUCGGCUGUCCCAGACCUCACCAAGUUUUCACACAUGCGAUCCGAGAGCGCAAGCAGGUUCUCGGUGCUCGGUGGAGGGGUGUCGCCUACGAAACAGACACCGCGCGCAAACGGCCUGGUGCCGGAUAAUAGAACAACGACCGGGAAGAAGAGAGACUUCGACUCGGGCAACACCUCAAACCUGCUAGACUUUACGGAUUCACUACGAUAUGGAGGCUAUGGAGCACCACAGACAUCGCCCACACGCCGCACCCAGUUCGCAUCGCCGAGGCCUGGUAGUACUGACCCUCCCACCACGACACCCCAACGCCCGGGCAGCAAUCUUUCCAACAUCCUCGACUUUGACAUCCCACCCAUGCCGACACCGCGCAGCGUCCCGACCAUCACGCCACGCGAACUUGAAACCCUGAAAUCGGGCUUCCUUUCCGAGAUCAGCAGCCUCAAGGCUUCGCUGAGCGGCAAGGAAGCAGAAGUCACGUCGCUGAAAACAGCUGUGAGCGACGCCGAGAAGCGGGUUGGCGAGUGCAUGGAGCGGCUUCACGAGGUGGAGAGCAUGCACGAGUCACUAGAGACCGAGAAAAAUACCUGGGAGCGGCGGGGGCGGGAAAUGGAGACUGUGUUGCGCCAGGUCAAGGAGGAGAUCGUGCUCGGUCAGCGCGAGAGGGAGGAGCUUGAAUUCAAGCUGGACGAGGCCGAGAAGCGUAGGGAGGCGGCCGAGAUGAUGGCCCAGGAUGCCGAGAGCAAGAUGGCCGGUAUGCGUGCUGGACAACCAUCGUCCAACAAGGAGGUGGAGAUGGCAGUGGAGCGCGUAGCUCGCGAGCUUCAUGCGCUGUACAAGAGCAAGCACGAAACCAAGGUGGCGGCACUCAAGAAGAGCUACGAGAGUCGCUGGGAGAAGAAGGUGCGCGACCUGCAGGCGCAGGUGGAUGAGCUGAGCCGGGAGAACGAGGAGCUGCGAAAACAGAGGGACCAAGAUAAGGCGGCGUUGGCGACCCUUAACCCGGCGCGGCUUACAGAGCUGGAGGAGGAGCGCAAGGCUGACCGGGCGCGGAAUGCGGUGCAGAUCACGGAGUUCGAGGCCGAGGUGGAGAAGCUUGUGGCGAUUCUCCAGACAGUCAAGGACGAUAAUGAUGAACUCAGGACACUCUUGGAACAGGAGAGAAUCGAAAAAGGAGAGCUGGUUCGCCUGGCCGAGGAGAUGAUGAGCAUGCAACAAGAGCCGCCGACGCCUGCGCCCGCGCCUGCACCUACCCACCUGUCGACUGCCAAUGGCCGGGGCCUUUCCGACCGUAGGGUAAGCGAUAUGAGCGCCACUAGUAACGGCGAUGGUGGACAUCAUGCGCCGCAGCCAGCGAGCAUGACCUCCAAGAUUGGAGCGAAGCCAAGACUGGGUCUCGGCGGUGGGCCGGGCGCCGUACGCGCGCCGACAAAGACACAGUCAGCAUCCGGAAUCGCUCCUCCGUCGGGUAUGGAGGGGGCCUUCCGGGCCGGUGGUGUCGGACGCCCGACUAGCAUGAGGGCGCCGGGCGGAAGUGGCCUCGGGCUGAAGGCCUCGGCGGCGAGCAGAAUCGGGCUUGGUGGCGGCUCGGGUCACGGAAGGGCUCAGAGCGCUACGGCAUCGGGGCCGAAUGGCGUGAGUGGGUUGCCGCGGCCGGGGUCGGGAAUGGGAUUGAGAGGUAGCGGGACCUUGGGCGGUGGUACCACUGGUUUUGGCGGUACGGGGGGCUAUCGGGGACACUGAGGAGGUGUGACCAAGCCUACAAGUACAACCCAACCUCUUGUCAUGAAGGUUUUGAAGCAACAAGAUAAAGGAGGCGGAGAGGGCGGCAACGGGGAGGGUGCGAUUACAACCACCACUCCAACCAGAACGACAACGAAACGAACUGAUGCGAAAUGAAUGUGUUCAGAUUACCUUUUGACUUUUCUACAUUAUAUCCACAUACGCCUUAUUCUGUCUUUUGUCUGGUGGAAAGAUCGGCAAGACAACAGAGAUUGGAGUAAUACAAUCAUGCUUUUCCCCUACCGUUCUUGCCUCUCUUCUACAUAUAUAGAUAGGAUCGGUGCCAUAGAUACGUACCCCUUGCUUCAGCGAUUUGAUCCUAUUUAUCUUGUAAAGACCAAUGACCUUUGAUGCUCCAC
This is a messenger RNA of Neurospora tetraspora, 3080 nucleotides long. RefSeq lists its product as uncharacterized. Gene Ontology annotation, biological process: cell population proliferation; mitotic spindle organization. Lineage: Eukaryota; Fungi; Ascomycota; Sordariomycetes; Sordariales; Sordariaceae. The record is from RefSeq and is a predicted model, not a curated record. Gene Ontology annotation, cellular component: cytoplasm. Bases 214 to 2682 code for a protein of 822 amino acids. The transcript is spliced from 2 exons.